UGGGCUCACGCCGCUGCCUGGAGCCAGCGCUCCGGCGCCCCGCGGGCAGGGCUGCCUUGAGCUCUCAGGGUUGAGCUCAGAUCCUGAAGUUAGUGAUUUUUUUUUUUUUUUCUUGUUUUGUUUUGAUUUAGUUUUUUUUCCCCUCUCUGCUCUCGGUGCUUCCGAAGUGCCUGUAAUAUUUGCAGACAGAGAAACAGACUGGGGGAGGAGGAAGAAUUAAGGAGAGGGAAAAGAUGGCGAGUUGCUGGAGCAGUGUGGAGAGAGCGGCAUUUUUGUGCUGCUUUUUGUUGGCAAUGGGGAACCUAAUCUGCUGCGCCCGGCCAGAGGAGGAGGAAGAGCAAGAAGAGCAGCGCUCCUGUCACGGUGCCUUUGAUCUCUACUUCGUCCUGGAUAAAUCUGGAAGCGUCAAAAAUCAUUGGACUGAGAUUUACUCCUUUGUGGAAAGCCUGGCUGAGAAGUUCAUAAGUCCAAUGCUGCGGAUGUCUUUCAUUGUUUUCUCUUCACGAGGCACUACGAUCAUGAAACUAACAGAGAACAGGGAAGCCAUAAGACGAGGGCUCAGCAUACUUAAGGAAGAAUUGCCUGGAGGAGACACGUUCAUGCAUGAAGGAUUUAAAAGGGCAAAUGAGCAAAUUUACCAUGAAACCUAUGGAGGAGUCCGGACCGCCAGUGUGAUUAUUGCCCUGACGGAUGGAGAGUUGCAAGAUGCUCAGUUUUAUUAUGCAGAACAAGAAGCCAACAGAGCCAGGAGCUUUGGAGCUAUUGUUUAUUGUGUUGGAGUGAAAGAUUUUAAUGAAACUCAGCUGUCAACGAUUGCUGACAGCAUCGAUCAUGUUUUUCCAGUUAAGGGAGGCUUUUAUGCCCUUAGAGGAACCAUUGAUUCAAUUCUGAAGAAGUCUUGCAUUGAGAUCCUAGCGGCUGAGCCAUCCAGUGUUUGUGCAGGAGAAUCCUUUCAAGUUGUGGUAAGAGGCAAUGGCUUUUAUCAUGCAAGAAAUAUCGACCAGGUACUCUGCAGCUUCAAGCUCAAUGACAGCCUCACUAUCAAUGAAAAGCCGACUUUUGUUCAUGAUACGUACUUGCUUUGCCCUGCCCCAGUGAUAGAAGAUGCUGGACAGGUGGUUUUUCUACAAGUCAGCAUGAACAACGGGCUAACGUUCAUCUCCAGCUCUGUCAGCAUCACCAGCACGCAUUGUCUGACUGGGACCAUCCUUUUCAUUGCUCUUCUGAUUCUCUUCCUGCUGCUGGCUCUGGCUCUUCUGUGGUGGUUUUGGCCCCUUUGCUGCACAGUAGUGAUCAAGGAGCCACCUCCACCACCUCCUCCAGAGCCUGACUCGGAUGAUGAAGAUGGAUUGCCAAAGAAGAAGUGGCCAACCGUGGAUGCAUCUUAUUAUGGAGGUCGAGGUGUUGGUGGGAUUAAGAGGAUGGAGGUGCGAUGGGGAGACAAGGGGUCAACAGAAGAAGGAGCAAAAUUGGAGAAACCCAAAAAUGCUAUUAUUAAGCUGCCAGAACAGGAGUAUGAGCCUUGGGAACCCAAGCCAAAGAAGCCCCAUGUGAGAAAACCACCUUCCCAGAGAAAAUGGUACACUCCAAUCAAGGGUAAACUUGAUGCACUGUGGGCUUUAGUUCGACGAGGCUAUGACCAAGUCUCUCUUAUGAGACCACAACCAGGGGAUAAGGGAAGAUGCAUAAACUUCACCCGUGUGAAAUCGGAUGGAACCUCUGCCCCUUACAGGCCACCACCGAAGCUGCCAGUGCGUGACCACGCUGCCCUCAACAACGCUCCAAGGAGUCCUGCCUCUCCCGUGCCUCUGCAGCCUCCUUCCAGGCAGCCACCUCCUGGACCACCUCCAUCCCGAGCCCCUCCUGGACCUCCUCCUUCACGCCCACCCCCUCAGCCCAUGGCUUAGAGUGCAGCAAACCUGAUCGACACAACAUGUCUCUUUGCUGAACACAGCAUAUUUAUUGAGUAUUGGUUUACAGUUAAAGAUAUCAGAAUUUGUUGCUGGUCAGCAAAAAGGAAAAAAAAAAAAGGGAAAAAAAGGAAAAAAAAAUUACCAAGUGUCAAUUUUAAAAUUUUAAUGUAUGAAUAUAUUUAUACCACACGUGCUGAGUAAACAUUCAGUGGAAAGAUUCAGAGCUAUGGGGUAUAGAAACAAACCAAAAUGAUCAUCUAGAUACAGUAGUAGCUUUUGUGUGUAUACAUUUGAAGAUCUAUUUAGAUAUGACAGUUGUCUGACUUGGUAUGUCAGAUCAUUCAUUCAUAACUUUAGCCGGUACUUGUGCAUCCGUGGCUUUGAUAGCUGCCACCUACAAGUUGGUUCAACAUAGUUCAUUGAGGAAUUUGCUUUCUUUUCCCCAACAGUACUGCAUCCAGAUAUUAAUAUGGAUCAACAAUUGCAAAGAUAACUUUCUGCCUUUGGUUCUGCAGGUGGACUUUCCAUGGAAGUUUUAAGAAGCCUCUAACAGUAAUGAGGUAACAUGAGACUAUGUGCCAAUGAUCUAGCUCAAUAAUCUAUCAGAGAAGAGGGAUAUUAUUUUUUUCCCUGGAAAACUCAGUUUUGAGCCUGCCAUCUCUGCAUAUGUUUAGAUAUGGUUGCAUAGGAUAACCACUGAAGGUGAGAUACUCUAUCUAGAAAUCCAGACUUUGUACAAGACUUGGGUUCAUAUUUGUCCAGAGUUCAGAGGAACUUUGAGAAAAAUAUUUUGGCUUGGUGUUUAGUUUUCAUUUACAGAAAGAGUAGUCCAAAACAAAGCAAACAUACACAGAAUUUGAGUGUAGAUGCUGUAGUAAGCAAACAGAAUAUGUUAUUUGUAUCAGCAGCAUUGAGAGACUGAUUCUAUUGCUAUUUGAUUGGAUAAAUUUCCUUUUGACCUUACUGCCAAGAAUUCAGUCCUUUUGUGAUUCAAACAUAAAUUCCUCUUUGAGCAGCUCUUUCUUGAGACAGUUCAGAUCCCACUAAUGUGUAACCCUGCAGCCUACCUGUGGCUGAGAAGCAUGGUGUGAAGAGUGAGUGUGAGCUUUUAUCCUUGUUUUAUGUGCUUGGCUGCUCUCCCAUGACCUCAAUUCUGGUGUCAUCAGAAGCAAUGUGAGCGCCCACACAGAGAUGGGAAUUGAUGACGUGGGACUGUGGGUCAGCCCAUUGUUAGUGUUCACUGAGCAAUACCUGAGUGGGUUGUGCCCAGAGCAUUCCCUAGUGAAUCAAAAUAACACCUGAGCUUGCUUUUUCUCCACCACUACCUAUUGUGUUGGAGAGGGAACUUAUGCUGGUCUGCUUUGGCACUGGCUGCGUUUUUAGGAUAGUUGUAGAAAUAAUGAUAUGUUGCAUUAUGACACAGCAUAUACCUAUUUCUCCAUCUAUGUGUGGGCAUGUAACACAUCACAGUAGUCAUUGGCACAUAAGUCUAAGGUAAAACACUUACUGUAUUGUGCAGUUGCUCCAGAUCUAAGACCUCUUCAUGCAGUUGUUACAGGCAUAUAAAGUUUUACUGGUAUAAACAGAAAUCAAACUUAAUGUUUCCAGUGGAAGGUCCACUUGCAGAACACCACCAAGCUCUCAUCAUCAGUCUAUGCUGAUCACUGUGACAUGCCGUGUGUAUGCAGCUGAGGCUGUAAAACCUAACUCAGAAGAACCACAGAGCCUCUUUCUCCUCUUGCACUGCUCUGCUCUCUUGAGCUUAGCUCUUACCUCAUGUAUAUUGGUGCAGGUAGUGGAAUCAUGGUCGUGAGUGCCAGCUGGCCUUGGAGCUGUUCCUAAUUCAGGCUAGAGCCAGCAAGGCACUUCUGCAUGUGUUAAAAUGUCCUGCAGGUCAAGAGAAACUUCCUUAUGCCCAAGUACUUUGCUGACCUGUGACUUCAUUGUGAUCAGAAAGGAGAAUUGGGAUGCAUUCAACCCUAUCCUCAUUCUAUUUAGACACUUGAAUAGGGUCUGCAUAAUUUGGUUCAUGAGAAUGGAUUUCUGUUUGGAGGGGAAAGAAGAGUGUGUGUGUAUGUGUGUGUGUGUGUCUGUGCUUGUGUGUGGGAACUGUGUAGGGUUUUGUUUGGUUUCUCUUACUUUACAAAAAUUGCUCGAGAGUUGCACUCCUAUGAAUAGAAAGGCCUUUUUCAGCCAGUGUGACACAGAGUCAUCACCUAUCUCUGUUUCUUUCAGCUGAAAGGUGAAACUAAAAUAAGUCCUAUUUUCCACUGCAGUUCUGGUGAAACUCUGUUUUCACCCCAAUGAAAGGAACUGGAUGACUGCAGUGAGAGGGCAGGGGAAAGGGUGAGGGUGUGCUUCACAAGCAGGGAUCACUGGUGUGCAUUAUGCUGGUAAUAUGGAAACCCUGAAAUAACCUUGCUGAGUCUAAGACCAUUUGUAAUGUGUAUGUACAGUGAACUUAACACCUUCUCAUGUUGGUUGUAUAAAAAUAAUUAGCCGGCAAAUGCUGACUAGAAAUUGAAAUGGCAGAGGAGAAUAAAGCUGAUUCCCAUGCUAGGACAUAACAGGGCAUUAGAGCUUUAAUGUGGGGUUGCUACAGACCCCUGCUCUGUAGAUGCCAAGCCUCUUACCAGCAGGCAGCAGUGAGAUUAAAGCAGUGGCUUGGUGGGUCAAGACUCAGGUUUAGCUAAUGAAAAAAGCCUGGAGCCAGAUUUUGUCUUGUCUUGCACCUGUACAGAUCUUGGGAGGGGCGAGUAGAGUGAGUAGAGGUGGUGAUUUGCCCUCAUGUUACUGUUGGAAUUUGACUUGCUACCAGUAACACUGGAGGUGUUGACUUAGGCAGGGCUUCUCACAGUCACACAUCCAGCAUGCCUGCUGUUUGCAGCUGAGGAGAAUAUUCUUCUUUGCUGAAAUAGGCAGUCUUGCAAAGAUAACACAUACUAGCAAUUCUGCAAAACCUGCAAGUGCAGCAGGAAUAGGAACAGCUUAGGCUUUGCCAAAUCCCAGAAUGAAUGGAUUCAUGUAUGAUAAAGCAGGAAUCACCAUGGAUUUGAGAAUUAGAUUUGGCAUAAAUGGAGUUUUCUGCAUUCACACUGUAAAAAAAGAUUAGCAUUUGGUGUAUAACUUAGGUUAUUGGCUGCAGCCUCUGUGACAGGAGCACUGCAGGUUUAGUUUGCUGGUAAAGCAGGAAGAGAAAGUGAACUUUUUUGCCUUAGAAGUGAAUUUCUUUUGCAAAGGUGGGAGCAGUGAAUAUGCUGCACUGGCUACAGAAAGGCCUUUUAGUUGUAUAGAAAUGCACCCAUUUGCAGUGAUCUCAGGCACUGUAACAGCACAGUAGGAGAAACUAGUUGCUAUUUUAUUGUCUGUUGAGCUUGAUCCUUACCUGGUAUAAAUCAAAAUAGACCAGCUGAAAUCAAGGCAGUAAUAUUGGCAUCCAUCAGCUGAGAAAUGUCAGAAAAUAAAUGAAGGGACAAAAUCCCUCUAUUGGGCUUGUUGUUUCAAUGUUUGCUUUGGCAUUCUUGUGUAUGUCAAUUGUGAUCACAGUAGUUACACUGCUAAGAAAUGUUCUCAUGUGGGAUGGUUCCCAUGUAUUUUCCACUAUAUAGCAUCAUUUGACACUUUCAAAAAGUGAGUAUCUAAUGCUUCCCCAGAUCCUAGAGGAAAGUGUGGAUUCACUUGGUACAGAUGUGAAAUGACACAAGGUGCAAAGCAGCGGGGAGGAAAACUCUGUGUUUAAACCUGAUACAGAACCACAUUGAUCAAAGCAUAUUUAUGGCCAUCUUUCAAGCUCAGUGCAUGUGUUGCCAUCUGUGGGGGUAGCCUGCAGAGCAGACGGUCCUAAAUAGG
Messenger RNA from Sturnus vulgaris (Common starling), 5762 nucleotides. RefSeq names its product ANTXR like (gene ANTXRL). Gene Ontology annotation, cellular component: cell surface; plasma membrane. Gene Ontology annotation, molecular function: transmembrane signaling receptor activity. The record is from RefSeq and is a predicted model, not a curated record. NCBI's taxonomy places the organism in Eukaryota, Metazoa, Chordata, Aves, Passeriformes, Sturnidae.